AUGUCGUCUUUGACGCCCCAACAAGAAGCAGACCCGUCUGACGAUGAUGCGAUACACGACAUGGCUACGUCGGAGCUUGAUGAUGAAGAGGACGCUCCCGGUGAAGAAGACGCAGAUUUCGACGAAGAGACACCACCGCCAAACGCCGCAGGCGGAAUGCGACACGACAGAUCAUCAUCAGAGGAGAGCGCAAGGCCUGGCAAGCGGAAGGCCGAGGUCGAUGGAGAAGACUGGGAGCAGAAUCCGGAGUUGUAUGGCCUAAGGCGAAGCGGCCGAGCCAGACCAUCUCGUCGAGUGGUUGACAGCUCGGACGAAGAUGAGGACGAAGACGACGUUAACACCGGCCGUCGGCGGAAGCGCCAAAAGACCACCGGCACCAGGCCUACUUCGACACGACGAGCUGCCGCAUCUGAGCCUUCGCUAUCGGAUCUGGACUCGGAAGCAGACGACGUCUAUGGUGGUCAGCGCGGCCGGACAUUCGCCAAAAAGCAUCGCCAGCGCUUAAAGGCAGCUGGUUCUGGUGGCGACACGCCCAACCUAAGCGAGGUGCGAUUCUCGACACGGCGGGCUGCUAAGAUUACUACAUACAACGAGGACGAUGAUCUUGGGCUGAGCGACGAAGACACCGAGAACACCACACCCAACUACUGGACCUAUGUGGAUGACACGACCCCUGCCAUCGAUCAAGUCCUCAACCACAGACUCAAAGAAGGCGUCGACUCAGCCUCGGCAGAGAAGCACGACUUCGAGUUCUUCAUCAAAUGGCAAGGCCAGGCGCACUACCACGCGACCUGGGAGCCAUGGGCCUCCCUCACCUCCUACAAGGGCUUCCGCCGGCUCGAGAACUACUACAGGAAGAUCGUGAAGGUGGAUCUCCAAGUCAUGCAUGACCCGGAUGUGCCGCCCGAAGACAAAGAGAAGUGGAACCUCGACCGCGAAGCAUACCUCGACUCACUCACCGACUACAUGAAGGUCGAGCGUGUCAUCGGUGCAAGAGAUGGGGAAGAGGAUACUGAGUACUACGUCAAGUGGAAGGGAUUGUUCUACGACUCAUGCACGUGGGAGAGUGCAAGCUUGAUCGGCGAGCUGGCACAGACUGAGAUCGACCGCUAUCUCGAUCGCUCGUCCAAGCUGCCGACUUCUAAUCAGACCGAGACAAGGCUGGCCACACGCUCCGACUACAAGCCAUUCAGGACACAACCAUCGUAUAUCAAGGGUGGUGAGCUAAGAGAGUUCCAAAUUCAUGGUCUCAACUUCCUGGGCUACCACUGGUGCAAAGGCAACAACGUCAUCCUCGCUGAUGAGAUGGGUCUGGGCAAGACGGUGCAGACCGUCUCCUUCAUGAACUGGCUACGACACGACCGAGGUCAGCAAGGGCCAUUCAUUGUGGUGGUCCCUCUCUCCACCAUGCCUGCCUGGGCCGACACCUUCAACAACUGGACGCCGGACAUGAAUUAUGUCGUCUACAACGGCAAUGAAGCUGCUCGGAAGAUCAUCCGCGAGUACGAGAUGCUCGUAGACGGCAAGCCGAACAAGGUCAAGUUCCACGUUCUGCUCACCACCUACGAAUACAUCCUCGCCGACUCUGGCUUCCUGUCGCAGCUCAAGUGGCAAUUCAUGGCCGUGGACGAAGCUCAUCGAUUGAAGAACCGCGAGUCGCAGCUCUACGCCAAGUUGAUGGACUUUGGUGCACCGAGCAGGCUCCUCAUUACUGGCACGCCGAUGCAGAAUACCCUCAGCGAGCUUUCCGCGCUCAUGGACUUCCUGAUGCCGGGCAAGAUCUACGUCGAGGAGAACAUCGACCUCGCAUCCGAGCACGCGAGCAGGAAGCUGGCCGAGCUCACCGACGCCAUCUCACCCUACAUGAUCCGACGCACGAAGCAGAAGGUCGAGAAUGACUUGCCACCAAAGACAGAGAAGAUCAUUCGGGUCGAAUUGUCUGACGUCCAGCUCGAGUACUACAAGAACAUCCUGACCAGGAACUAUGCAGCACUGAAUGCUGGCUCGAAGGCACAGAAGACAUCUCUGCUCAACGUCAUGAUGGAGCUGAAGAAAGCCAGCAACCAUCCAUUCAUGUUUCCCAACGCCGAGGAGCGGAUUCUUGCUGGCAGCGAAGCCCGAGAAGAUCAGCUAAAGGCACUUAUCACGUCCUCCGGCAAGAUGAUGCUGAUCGACCAGCUGUUGACAAAGAUGAAGAAGGACGGUCACCGUGUGCUAAUCUUCAGCCAAAUGGUGAAGAUGCUCGACAUCCUGGGCGACUACCUGCAGCUCCGUGGCCAUCAGUUCCAACGACUCGACGGCACCAUCGCCGCCGGACCCCGACGCAUGGCCAUCGACCACUUCAACGCACCCAACAGCCAGGACUUCUGCUUCUUGCUGUCGACGCGUGCAGGCGGGCUGGGCAUCAACUUGAUGACAGCAGAUACCGUCAUCCUCUUCGACUCGGACUGGAACCCGCAGGCCGAUCUGCAAGCCAUGGCUCGAGCACAUCGUAUUGGACAGAAAAACCCUGUCACAAUCUAUCGCCUCGUCUCCAAGGACACUGUCGAGGAGGAGGUUCUCGAACGUGCACGCAACAAGCUCAUGCUCGAGUUCAUCACAAUCCAGCGUGGCGUCACGGACAAGGAUGCACGCGAGCUCGGUGAUCGUAUGGCCAAAGCGGGCGCCAAUACUAUUGAGCCCACCUCGUCAGACGACAUCUCUCGCAUCCUCAAGCGCCGUGGUCAGAAGAUGUUCGAACAGUCCAACAACCAGAAGAAGCUUGAGGACAUCGAUAUCGACGCUGUGCUCGAGAACGCCGAAGAGCAUAGAACCGAGCAACCUGAAGGCAUGACCACCGAUGGUGGCGAAGAGUUCUUGCGCAGCUUCGAAUACACAGAUGUCAAGAUCGACCUGGAGUGGGACGAAAUCAUCCCCAAGGAACAGCUCGACAAGAUCAAAGAAGAGGAGCGCAAGAAGGCCGAGCAGAAGUAUCUUGACGACGUCAUCGAGCAGAACCAGCCUAGGAAGCGGAAAGCGCCUGUUGACGAAGCACGCGAGCAGCGAGCAGCUAAGAAACGUGCUCGUGAUCUCGCCGCUGCAGCUGCUGCCGGAGGUGACGGCGAAUCCGACGAUGAGUCCGACACAGGCUUGGAUCCAAGGCGGCCACUCAACGAGAAGGAGUGCCGCAAUCUCCUCAAAGCGUUCGAGCGAUGGGGCUGGAUCGAAGAGAAGCCUGAAGAAGUUAUGCGAGAGGCUCGACUUGUUGGCCGCGACCAGGAAGUUGUUGCAGCGACCCUGCAUGACAUCCACGACACUGCGCUGCGCAUGUUGAAAGAGCAUGCGGAAGGACUCGCGGAGCUGGAGAAGUCCAAGCCGGUCACCAAGAAGGACAAGAAGGCGGUUCUGUUCGACUACAAUGGCGUCAAGCGUCUGAAUGCAGAGACCUUGAUCGAGCGACCGGAAGAGAUGCGCAUGAUCCGUGAUGUGGUCAGCGCUACCCCUGACUGGCGGAACUUCAGAGUACCGGAGGCGUCGAAGCCAGCUACGUACACGUCUGAGUGGGGUGCGCGCGAAGACGGCAUGCUGUGUGUCGGAAUCGCCAGACAUGGCUACGGUGCGUGGGUGCCCAUUCGUGACGAUCCUGAGCUGGGCAUGACCGACAAGUUCUACCUCGAAGAGCAUCGAGUCGAAAAGAAGGAAGAACGCAACAAGGCGGAAGAGAAGGUCGUCGCCAAGUCACCAGGCGCGGUCCAUCUCGUCCGCCGCGUCAACUACCUCCUCAGCGUGCUCAAGGACAAGACAAGCAACGGCACUAACAUGGCCGCCAAGAGAGCGCUCGAGAACCAUCACCGCAACAACCGCAAGCACGCCGGCCAGUUCUACGGCCGCAUGUCCACACCGACGAACGGUAGCCCUGCGCCGAGUGGCCUUCGCAAGAUGCACUCAAACGAAGACUACCGUCACCGGUCGCACAAUGGCACGCACGGCUCGCCCAAUGGCCACCGGAGGAGCAACGAGCACGACCGCCACAAGCACCGCCAUCCCGACGACCACCGCCCGCACAACCGCAAUAGCAGCGACAACAUCGAAGCCAGCAUUCGCCGCCUGAUGGACCCGGUCUCCGCCCAGCUCGUCCGCGUGUCCGGCGCCUCGAAGAAGAAGAUGCCAGACAGCGAGACCCGGCUGAAGAUCAUCAAGGAGGCGCUGCUGAAGAUUGGCAAGCACAUCAACUCGCUGGUCAAGGGCAAGGGGUUCAAGGAUAUGGAAGAUGGGUUGUGGAACUUUGUAAGCCAGCACUAUUGGCCGCAGGCGAAGCAAGAGGAUAAGAGGGUGCCGGGUGCCAAGUUGAAGGAUAUGUUUCAACGAGUGAUGGAGAAGGAGGGAGAUGGGAAGGUGAAGGGUGCGGGCGAGGGGAAGACGGCGACGCCUACUGCGAAUGGGACUGCGGGGGUGAAGAAGGAGGAGGAGCGUAAGAGCUCGGAUGUCAAGCAGGAGGCUAAGGCUAGCGAUGCGAACGGUACGAUCAAGGAGGAGAGUCCAGCAAGUCGACCGGAGGCGUCAAAGAUGGACGUCGACACGCCGGAGCCGAAGCGUGAGACGCUCGCGACUGCUGUGGCUGCUACGGGCGAAUAG
Molecule: messenger RNA, 4614 nt
Organism: Saxophila tyrrhenica
Lineage: Eukaryota; Fungi; Ascomycota; Dothideomycetes; Mycosphaerellales; Extremaceae
Gene: hrp3
Product: ATP-dependent DNA helicase Hrp3
Exons: 4
Coding region: 1-4614 (1537 amino acids)
Biological process (GO): regulation of transcription by RNA polymerase II; nucleosome organization
Cellular component (GO): nucleus; chromatin
Molecular function (GO): ATP-dependent chromatin remodeler activity; ATP binding; histone binding
Source: RefSeq, a predicted model, not a curated record